GCCAGUUGGGAUUUCUCUUUCUCACCAGCUUCGUCAUUUCACAACAAUGACGAAUCUGAAGAAGGCUGUUGUAGCAUUCGUGGCUCCCCUUCCUUCCGUAGCUUUCUACCUAUAUUUCCUUCACAACUCUUCACACCCAUCUCCAUCCUCUGCUCAUCUGGGUUACCUCUGGAAAUGGUGCUCACACCACCCUCUCUACCUCGCAAACCUCCUCUUCUUCUUCAACGUCAACCUCCUCUUCUGGGUCAUCAGUCUCAUCCAAUCCAGCAACUGGAUGAUAGAUUUGUAUUGGACUGUGAUACCUGUGAUGCUUGUUCACUACUAUGCUAGCCAUCCCCUUUCCAAGUGGGAUGCUGUUCGAUCGACGGUCAUGAUUUUGCUGACGUGGGUGUGGAGUAUUAGGCUCACACAUAGCUAUUUCAGGAGGGAGAGGUGGGAAUGGGGUGCUAGGGAGGAUUGGAGGUUUAGUGAUAUGAGGAAGGAGUAUGGGAAGAAAUGGUGGUGGGUUUCAUUUUUCUCGGUCUAUGCCUCGCAACAGGUCUUUCUGAUUGGCAUAUGCCUACCCAUGUAUGCAGUCCACUCAAGUGAAAAACCCUGGAAUGCCUGGGACACCAUUGCGGCAAUUGUCUGCUUAAGCGGGGUCAUUAUUGCUUACUUUGCCGACACACAGCUCUUUAAUUUUGUUCAACGAAACAACUUGUUAAAAGAGCGUGGUCUGCCUCCUUUGCCCAAUCUCGACAAGGGCUUAUGGUGGUAUUCUCGCCAUCCAAACUACUUCGGGGAGCAGUUGUGGUGGUGGGGAUUGGCUAUAUAUGGAUGGAAUGUGGGGCAUGGAUGGACCUUCAUUGGGCCUCUUGUUAAUAGCUUAUGCUUGGUAUAUGUAACAGUUCUAGUGGAACAACGGAUGUUAAAGCAAGAAAAUAGAGUGGAAGCAUACAGACAAUACCAGAAGACAACAUCUGUAUGGAUACCUUGGUUUAAAUCAGCUCCAAGAAGUCCAAAAGAGAAGAACAGCUGAGGUGGUCUGUCUAUCUGCACUAUUAUCAGCUCUUUCAGUCCUUAUAAGUGAGGUUUCAUUUGUAAUAUCUUUCUUAUUUGAUUACAUUUCUUUUGAAAUGUCCCAUGCAAUUGUAUGCAGUCUUAUGUUAGAGCAAUGAUUUCCUCACCAGUUCUCUUCA
Messenger RNA from Magnolia sinica, 1178 nucleotides. RefSeq lists its product as uncharacterized. Gene Ontology annotation, biological process: lipid metabolic process. Gene Ontology annotation, cellular component: membrane. The coding region runs from base 47 to 1018 and encodes 323 amino acids. NCBI's taxonomy places the organism in Eukaryota, Viridiplantae, Streptophyta, Magnoliopsida, Magnoliales, Magnoliaceae. The record is from RefSeq and is a predicted model, not a curated record. Gene Ontology annotation, molecular function: oxidoreductase activity, acting on the CH-CH group of donors. The transcript has 3 exons.